AUGGUAGCACAUAAGGAUAAGACGGCGAUCCACCGUGGAAGUGGAGAGCGUCAGGGGGCGAUGGGUCGCAUGAAGCACAAUGGUGGCUCCUUGAAUGAAAGGCAAGAUUUGGAAGGCUCGAAGCAUGGGGGAAUUGGCGGCCAACCAGAGGGCUUGCAAGUCGACAUCAAGGUUGAAGAUGGGCGCAAGGCAAGGAAGCACAAGAGGGGCUACUCUCCCUCCCCCAGCGUGAAGAAGAUGAAGACAGGAGAGCAGGAGGAAGAGGAGGCUGCAGAUCCGAUCCUGGACAAACUCGGCAGGAAGCUGUACACCAACCUGAUCGCAGAGAUGCGAGUGAAGGAGGAGGAGCUAGAGGGAUCACUAGCAAGGGAGGCUGACCUCCACUACAAGCUCUCCGUGAGCACGCGGGAGCUGAAGACGUACAGGAACAUGGCCGACGAGCUGUCGGAGGCCAUGGAGUGCAGCAUCUGCCUCGAGCGACCGGCCCGGUUCGCGUUCAACCCGUGCGGGCAUUGCUUCUGCUGCCAUGAGAGCUGUGGGUCGUUCCAGGUGCGGAAGUGCCCGGAGUGCAGGGUAACAAAGAAGGGAAAGCUACACCUCUACGGAGUCUUCACCGCCAUCUCCUCUGUCCUCGAACGGUUCACCUCGCUACGGGAGUCUGAGGGGACGGCUGAGGAGGAGGGGGAGCCGAAAAAAUCGCACGAUGCGGUGCGGGUGCGGGUCGUGGAGUCGGAGAUGGAGUCGCUGAGAUACGAGCUGGGCGCGUACAAGGAGGAGGCAGGCAGGCUGCAUGCAGAGUUGACGCAGGCGGAGGAGCAGGUGCAGAGCUUGAUGCUCCAGCUGGAGCAGAGCAGGUGGGCUGAAGAUGACGUGAGGCAGCAGCUGGAGGCAGUGAAGGAGGAGAAGACUUGGUGCGAGAAGGAGAUGAAGGAAACGAGAAAGACUUUCAAUGAGGCGAAGAAGGAGAUGGAGGCGGUUGCGAAGCAGGUGGAGAUGUGGCGCAAGGAGCACCUGGAGAAGUUUGAAGAGUGGGAGGUGGAGAGGAGGGAGAGAGAGAAAGCGGACGAGGAGAGGGCAAAGCGGGAAGAGGAGAGGAGGAAGGGGGAGGAAGAGGAAAGGAAGAAGGAAGAGCAAGAGAGGAAGAAGAAAGAGGAGGAGAGGGAGAAGGAAGAGCAAGAGAGGAAGAAGAAAGAGGAGGAGAGGAAGAAGGAGCAGGUGGAGCUGAUGAAGGAUGUCAAGGGUGAAGUGGACUUGAUGAGGGAGGAGCUCAGGCAAUGCCAUGACGACCUGCAGUCGGAGCUACAGGCGCUGACUCUCAAUGACACGAUCAAGCAAAAAUGCGUCAAGUGGCUGAGGGACGAACUGACUACGGCCAACAAGGAGAGGGACGAGGCAUGCAAGGAGCUCUCGGAGCGAGUGGAGGCGGAGAAAAGGUUCAGAGCGCUCCUGGAGGUUGCUUGCAAGGCGGCUGAGAGGGACAGGGAGCGGGUCAAGGAGCUGGAGCACGCGCAAGAGGCGAUCAUCAUGUGCAUGCAAGACAUGGAGAAUCGUGUGGAAGGGCUGAAAGUGGUCAUCAACGACCUGGACCUCUUCCUCCCUCACUACCGCGAAGAGAGCAACAGGAAAGAUGCUGCUGCUUCUACCUCCAGCGCUCGAAGGAGAGGAGACAGCUGCAUCAUCUUCCGCAGCAUGGACCCUCGGCUGCAGAUCGGCAGCUCGCAGCAGAGGGCGCGGCGGAUAGACCUGAGCACCUACAGGAGCAGGAUGACUUCAGCUUUCAGUGCUCAGAAAGCCGAUAUCCCUCCUGUCCUCCCACAUACUACGUGA
Molecule: messenger RNA, 1827 nt
Organism: Guillardia theta CCMP2712
Lineage: Eukaryota; Cryptophyceae; Pyrenomonadales; Geminigeraceae
Exons: 2
Coding region: 1-1827 (608 amino acids)
Source: RefSeq, a predicted model, not a curated record